AAACUAGUUGGUUCCUUGAAUAUAAAUUUAUUUCUACCGUACCUCAAAACUGUCAACGUGCCUUCUCAUCUCAUCUCAUUCACCUUGAAUCUUUCACUUCGCAAGGAGAUAAAUUCACUUUCACUUUUACUUUUCCUUCCACCUUCCAGAUAUAUCCUCUCACCUAUCAAACACAAACACAAACACAACACCCCCCAACAUGUCCCUCCAAGACUGGCCCUCCCACAGCCUCCAAACAACCCAAACCUCCUUCUCCGACACAGAUCAAUACACCACCCCCCAAAGCAAACUCCAAACCCACGAGUCAGCCCUCGCAAUCCCCAUCCUCACCUCCUACCUCUCCUCCCCCACAACCUCUUCAGAAACCGCAGCGACAGCAUUAGCAUUAAUCUGCACAGCACGCAUACUAUCCGGCGACGUCUCCGCACCAGAGGGGAUAUGGAAAGUCUUCUGCAGCGCCGUAGAUUUCUUCGGCGGAGACGAGUCGACGCGAGAGAGACUCGUGGCGUUACUUAUGAGCCUGGCGAAGAUCGAGGUGAAAGGGGAGGAUGGGAAGGUGGUGGAGAGUAGUUUGAAUUCGGAUGUGUUUUGGACGCAAUUACCGGGGUACUCUCUUGCGUUUAGGGAUGAGAUGACUUGUAAGUCUUCCCCCCUUAUACCCCCUAAUACCCCCUCUUCCCUUCACAAAAUUCAAAAAUAUCAAAAGUAAUUUCAUUAACAACCCCAGGCAUCCCCCCAAUCGACACCCUCCCACCCUCCACCCCACUAAACAACUGGCCCCGCCGCCUCCAAAACAGCGCCUCCUUCCAAGCUUCCUACCUUACCCACCUCCCCAAGACCAGUGCCUCCCCCCCAGCAACCCGCGAAUACCUCUCCGCCCUCAAUAUCGCGCUCUCACACUUCCGCCAGGCCCUCGAGCCCGCAAUCGAGGACUCCGAAUUAGGGUAUCGCCGCACCGCGCUGUGGAUCCCGGGGGUGGUGCAGUGGGUGUUCAUCGCGGGGAAGGAGGUGUGGGGACUGUGUAAGGAGAAGAGG
This is a messenger RNA of Hymenoscyphus albidus, 1035 nucleotides long. NCBI's taxonomy places the organism in Eukaryota, Fungi, Ascomycota, Leotiomycetes, Helotiales, Helotiaceae. The record is from the annotation of a GenBank genome assembly.